AUGGCCGAGUCUAAAAUUUCAGUAGCUCAGGAUGAGUUCAGCUGUUCAGUCUGUCUGGAAACACUGAAGGAUCCAAUAACUAUUCUUUGUGGACACAGUUUCUGUAUGGUGUGUAUUAAUAACUGCUGGGAUCAGGAGGAUGAUCAGGGAACAUACAGCUGUCCACAGUGUAGACAAUCCUUCACUCCAAGACCUGUUGUGAGGAGAAACACCAUGCUGGCUGGAGUUGUGGAGAAACUGAAGAAAACAGAACUUCAAGCUCCACAUCCUGGUCACUGUUCUGCUGGAUCUGAAGAUGUGGAGUGUGAUUCCUGCACUGGGAAAAAAUACAAAGCUGUUAAAUCCUGUCUGGUGUGUUUGGCCUCUUUCUGUGAAACUCACCUUCAGCCUCAUUAUCGAAUUCCUUCUUAUAAGAAGCACAAGCUGGUUGAAGCUUCCAGACGACUCCAGGAUCAGAUCUGCUCUCAGCAUGAUAAACUGCUUGAGGUUUACUGUCGUACUGAUCAGCAGUGUAUCUGCCUGAUGUGUACCAUGGAUGAUCAUAAAGGACAUGAUACAAUAUCAGCUGCAGCAGAAAGAACUGAGAAACAGAAGCAGCUGCUGGAGAUCCAGAGAAAAUUCCAGGAGAAAAUCCAGAAGAGAGAGAAGGAACUUUGUGAGCUGAUAAACGCUGUGGAGUCUCACAAGUGUUCUGCACAGACAGCAGUGAAGAACAUUGAGAGGAUCUGUACUGAACUAAUCAACUCAAUUAACAGAAGAUGCUCUGAGCUAAAAUAUCUGAUCAGAGAUCGAGAGGCAGCAGAAGUAAGUCAAGCAGAAAAACUCCUGAAACAGGUGGAACAGCAGAUUGUAGAGCUGAAGAGGAAAGAUGCUGAACUGGAACAGCUUUCACACACAGAGGAUCCCGUCCAUUUCCUCCAGAAUUUUCAGUCUCUCUCGGCUCCUGCUGGAUCUGCAGAAUCAGCCGCCAUCACAAUCAGUCCUUUCCUCUCAUUUGAUGAUGUUACAAAGUCUGUAUCUCAGCUGAGAGAGAAAGUAGAAGAAUUCUGGAAAGAUCAGUGU
Messenger RNA from Trichomycterus rosablanca, 1062 nucleotides. Its product is annotated as E3 ubiquitin/ISG15 ligase TRIM25-like. Gene Ontology annotation, molecular function: zinc ion binding. NCBI's taxonomy places the organism in Eukaryota, Metazoa, Chordata, Actinopteri, Siluriformes, Trichomycteridae. The transcript is spliced from 4 exons. The record is from RefSeq and is a predicted model, not a curated record. The annotation marks the transcript as partial.